AGUAUUCUUUUGGUACAGUUCUUUUUGCUCCAGUCAACUGAAUCACGUUCCAAGCUGUGAUUUAAGGGAACUUCUGCAGCUGUGCAGUAAAAGGGCAAAAUUGGCAGUGUCUUUAAGUGACGUACUUUCUUGCAGUGAAUUACUUCCUGGCACUAGGGGGGCACUAAAUGCAAGUCCACUCAGCACUUGAUUCGAUGCACUAAAAUGCCUCAGGAAUUUCUGGAAUCAGUCCUGUAUCUCCAAAAACCCAGAAUGUUUUCUUUCUUUUCUGACAAUUGCAAAGACCCAGUAGUUCUACUUUUCCGUACGAUAAGUUUUCAUUCCUCAGUAACCAUCACAAUCGUGCACACAUUACCCACAGUGACUGGAACAACUUGAGUCGUCCUCGCCGAAGAUAGAGAAAAACUUCCACACUGAGCGAACACCGAGGGGGGUCCGGAGGUCCUGCUGUCCUCCUCCGUGACUGGCUGUGUCCGUCGCAGCCUGGAAGGUCAGCGGUACCCAGCGCAGGACAGGGUCACAGGCCCGCAGUGUCUCAGAGCUUGGAGCGGUACUCACCUGGCAUUAGGCUGCGUACCGCAGGCCAGCUCGUGACAGCUAGGCUGUUGAAGCAGGAGGAGCAGGUCGUGCCAAAGUCUGCAGCGGCCUCAAUUCCAGACGCCUGCCUUGAACAAACGACAGUGUACCUAAACUAAAGGAACCUACGAUUUUUCCUCUUUUCCGCCCCGAGCAGCCACCCUUUAGCACUUCCGGCGGUGCACCGGCCAAACGUCGCCAGCCAGCAACUUCCGUUCUUUCAGCUGAAUGCGGAAAACGGAGGCUCGGAACUGCUGCGUGGAGCUUGCGCUUCACUCGGCGGCUUUAAAGGGUUACUCUUUCCUGUUGUGGCCUGCGUGGUGUUGGCUCGUGGGUCUCAGAGACCUGAAAAUUAAGAGCGUUUUUACGCCCCAGGGACCUCUCGUGGCGGCUCUGCGGCCAUCACCAUGCCACAGAACGAAUAUAUUGAAUUACAUCGCAAACGCUAUGGAUACCGUUUGGAUUACCAUGAGAAAAAGAGAAAGAAGGAAAGUCGAGAGGCUCAUGAACGUUCAAAGAAGGCGAAGAAAAUGAUUGGUCUGAAAGCUAAGCUUUACCAUAAACAACGCCACGCUGAGAAAAUACAAAUGAAAAAGACUAUCAAGAUGCAUGAAAAGAGAAACACCAAACAAAAGAAUGAUGAGAAGACUCCACAAGGAGCAGUACCAGCCUAUCUGCUGGACAGAGAAGGACAAUCUCGAGCUAAAGUACUUUCCAAUAUGAUUAAACAGAAACGAAAAGAGAAGGCGGGAAAAUGGGAAGUCCCUCUGCCUAAAGUCCGUGCCCAGGGAGAAACAGAAGUAUUAAAAGUUAUUCGAACAGGAAAGAGAAAGAAGAAG
This is a messenger RNA of Cebus imitator (Panamanian white-faced capuchin), 1415 nucleotides long. Its product is annotated as ribosome biogenesis protein NSA2 homolog. Gene Ontology annotation, cellular component: preribosome, large subunit precursor; nucleolus. The transcript is spliced from 3 exons. Gene Ontology annotation, biological process: maturation of 5.8S rRNA; maturation of LSU-rRNA. The annotation marks the transcript as partial. The record is from RefSeq and is a predicted model, not a curated record. NCBI's taxonomy places the organism in Eukaryota, Metazoa, Chordata, Mammalia, Primates, Cebidae.